Molecule: messenger RNA, 3270 nt
Organism: Hyaloscypha bicolor E
Lineage: Eukaryota; Fungi; Ascomycota; Leotiomycetes; Helotiales; Hyaloscyphaceae
Exons: 2
Coding region: 82-2958 (958 amino acids)
Biological process (GO): phospholipid transport
Cellular component (GO): endoplasmic reticulum; ERMES complex
Molecular function (GO): lipid binding
Source: RefSeq, a predicted model, not a curated record
UGUCCUCAAUUCCUUGCCUUGCCUCCAUGUGCAGCCCGCUGUACAACGUCUUAUCUUUGAUCGAGUCGCAGAUGAGAUGCCAUGAUGGGUGGUCUGCUGGCGUUCCUUUUUGUCUACAUUCUGGGUGGCCUUACUUUCCUUCCCUUGAUCGUCAUAGCAAUCCUCGCCCAUGCUUACCUGACAUUCCCCAUCCGAGACGACACUGCAUAUCGAGAGGAUGAGACGGGCCCGAUUGUUCAGCCUGGCGAUGAUGUUGAUGCUAUCAAACGGGCGCAGAAGACGUUGGGGGAGAAGUUCCAGCCACGGAGUGGCCACGAGGCUGAUGUAGCAGCUGCGUACUUCUCUGUUUCUCGGGAAUACACGCCAAAUGGGAUCAACGCAAAGCCCCCCGAGAGGAACACGCCUGUUGGGUCUGCAACAGUGUCUGCUGCAAGCCCAAGUGUAUAUCAGAGCAUGUACAGGAGCAUCUUCGACCGCAAGUCAAACAACUCGCCUCUAGAUAACAAAGGUGUUGGUAAACCACAGAAACGAGGUGGCAAUGUUUUUUAUGUUGUUCUUAGGCACGGCCAUCUGAUGCUUUUUGACGACGACGAGCAGCUGGAAGUCCGACAUGUCAUCUCCCUGGCACAUCAUGAAGUUUCGGUUUAUUCUGGGGGCGACGAGACACCAGAGGGGGAGCUGUUUAUCAAGAGAAAUGCGUUGUGUCUUUCAAGAAGAACAGACAUUGGGGAGAUCACGCCUGAUGGCCGGGCCUCGAAGCCUUUCUAUCUCUUCUCAGAGAACUGCUCAAUGAAAGAGGACUUCUAUUUCACACUUCUACGGAAUCAAGAAAGGAACCCUGGACAGAAAUACCAACCCCCGAUACCGAUACAAUACGAUGUGAAGGAUAUCAUAACGCUGGUACAGAGGCUACAUUCGUCGGAAGAACAUCUACAGACUAGAUGGAUCAAUGCCGCAAUUGGGAGGGUGUUUUUGGCUCUCUAUAAAACUUCCGAAGUCUCAAAUUUCAUCAGGUCGAAGAUUACGAAGAAGAUUUCUCGGGUGAAGAGACCGUCAUUCCUCUCGAAUAUUUCUCUGCGGGAUAUAGACAUGGGUGAGGCAGCGCCAGUCAUCACCAACCCACGGCUCAAGGAUUUGACAGUGGAUGGAGAAUUGGUUGUCGAGGCUGACGUGAAAUAUUCUGGGAAUUUCCGAAUAGAAGUCGCAGCGGUGGCUCGAAUCGAGCUCGGGACAAGGUUCAAAGCAAGAGAAGUCAAUCUGCUUUUAGCAGUAGUGGUGAAGAGAGUUGAAGGCCAUGCAAUGAUCCGUAUCAAGCCACCACCCUCAAACCGGCUGUGGUUAACCUUUCAGACAAUGCCUAAGAUUGACAUGACAAUUGAACCAAUCGUCAGUGCAAGGCAGAUUACAUAUACAGUUAUAUUGCGCCAAAUCGAGAACAGAAUCAAGGAAGUCAUCGCCGAGAGCCUCGUCUUCCCGAACUGGGAUGACUCCCCAUUCUAUCAUACCGAGAACAAGCCUUGGAGAGGUGGAAUAUGGGCUGAUGACACUCAACCUGGGCGUCCUGAAGAUCCAGAGAUUGCGGCAGCUCAAGACGGCGACGUGGACGAAGUGGCGCAUCUGGAAGCUGGAGAUGACAACGAAGAAUCAUUUAUGGCUCUUCCUCAUGUUGAAAAGAGCAUGAGCACACCAUUGAUCGAUGCUUCACCACCGAACACCGCUUAUGCAAGGAAAGGGGCAAAGUCUGUUUUGAAUCUCGGUUUGAACUUAGGUCAAUCAAAAUCCAGUGGAUCCUCUACAAGUAUUGAGACACACCCUUCGUCGGAGAAGCCUAAAGCUCUUCGAUCAGGAUCAUUCGCCACUACUUCCAGCCCUCUUGUCAGCACCGAUAUUACAAAUGCCGACGCCAUUAAGGCAUCAAAUUCCACCCCUCCAGAGCACAGUCAUGCAAUGGCUGCGAUUUCUGCUCUCUCGCAGACGUCUACUCCUGUGGGUUCACCAUCCCGACCUUCCAGAAUCGAUAAAGCUGGCAGUCAGUCUUCGGUAUCUUCACGGGAGUCAGAGCAGUCCGAGAAGGACACCCAAAACGACUUGACGCCGCAGGCGUCGAUCAAUAUCUCGAGUUCGAACCCCUUCUCGAAUCCAAGCUCAUACCCUCCAAGCCCAGCAAGUAUGAGUAAUGCUUCAUUUAGAUCAGAAGCACCAUCAACGAGAUCUUUUGGCUCACUCGGGCGUGAUCUCAGACGGGAGAAUACCAAUUCUACUGCGUCUUCUGGAAAGUCAUCUACGGCUGAGACGAAACGAUUGUCCUUAGCUGCUGUAAGCAACGCAGCAGCGACGGCAAAGAAAUGGGGUUGGAAUGCAAUCCAACGCCAUGGCGAUCAGAAAGCAGACGGUCCAUCAGAUGAUCCUCCUCGUCCACUGGUAAUGGGGCGUGGCCAACCCCUCCCACCGCCAGGAGUUCCUCUGCCACCUCCGGAUAAGAAGACCAAGACGGCUCCGAUGCCUGUGCCAAAAAGGAAACCCAUUCCUCCUCCCAAUAUUCCUACCAAGACUAAAGAUGCAGGAAUUGAAGCGAAUGGACUUCAUAUCCAACGUCACCCCAUACCUCCACCCCCGUUGCCGAAGAGACCAAGUAGAGAAGAGCCCAAACAGGAUGUUGAUCAUGGAGAUGACGGCCUUCUUGUCGUUGAGGCCCCUGCUGGCGAUUCUGAACCAACAACACCCAUGAUUGAACACGUUCCAAGUUAUAUUCAACCGUGGGUGGACGAUGUGGAUGAGGCGGAGGAGCAAGAAAUUUCUCUCCAUGAACCUCCAGCCCUUCCAAAGAGACGACCAGCUCAUCGAGUUUUAUCAAGCAGCCCCGAAGAGGAUGGGCCCAGGCUUCCGUCGUGGGUUUCUGCUCAAGAGGAAGAGGCAAGGGCUAAGAGUUCAUUUGUUGAUGAGGAUGCUGGAUUAUGAUAGAGAGAUAAGACAUUGAAACUGGAAUUGGGUAACUUUCCAAGGGGCCUUCCAUAGGAACAUCAGGUGUCGGUAGUGGAGUUAAUACGCAUUCAGCAUGGAUCUAAGGCGUUAUGAGGGUGGGUGCCGUUCUGGACUCCUAGACGACCUAUUGUUGGAGUUAAGUGGCUUACGCAGCCCAGGGGCAAUUGGAAAGUUAAGGUGUAAAAAUAUGGAACACUUCACUGAGAUAUGAGAGAUGACGAGGAGUUUCUCAUGAAAUUACAUGGCGAAUAGUCAAAAUUUAGCCCAAUGAUGAACAAACACCCGCGA